AUGGAAAAAGGAUUUAGAAGAUCAGAAGCGGAUCACACUCUUUUCACUUAUCCAAGCCAAAGAGGUAUUAUAGUCAUUCUUAUAUAUGUUGAUGAUAUUAUCAUCUCCAGGAAUGACAAGGUAGGUAUUCAAGAUACCAAACUCUAUCUCAAAUCAGUUUUUGAUAUCAAAGAUCUUGGAGAACUAAAGUACUUUCUUGGGAUAGAAGUUUGUCGUUCUGAAGAAGGACUCUUCUUGUCGCAAAGAAAGUACACACUUGAUCUUUUGAAUGAGGCAGGUAAACUUGGAUCAAAACCAGUUGAAACUCCACUUGAAGAAGACUACAAGGCUGGUCAUAAGGGGGAGCUGAAUGAUGCUUCUUUCGAAGAUGUAAAACAGUAUCGACGGUUGGUAGGUAAGCUUAUUUAUCUCACCAUUUCUCGACCUGAUAUAUGCUUUGCUGUGAACCAGGUGAGUCAACAUAUGCAGAAGCCAACAUUACAUCAUUGGAAAAUGGUGAGCCGAAUACUCAAGUAUCUCAAAGGAUCACCAGGACAAGGCAUAUGGAUGGGAUGUAAUGGAAAUGCAGAGCUGGUAGGAUACUGUGAUGCAGAUUAUGCUGGGGAUCAUGAAGAUAGACGCUCAACAUCUGGUUAUUGCACGUUUGUUGGAGGAAAUCUUGUCACUUGGAAGAGUAAGAAACAAAAGGUGGUAUCUCUCUCAAGUGCAGAGUCUGAAUACAGGGCAAUGAGGAAGCUCACAACCGAACUCAUGUGGCUCAAAGCUCUCUUGAAGGAUCUAGGCAUCGAGACUCCAAAGCCGAUCACAAUGCAUUGUGACAAUGAAGCCGCUAUUCACAUUGCAUCAAACUCAGUAUUUCAUGAAAGGAAGAAACACAUAGAAGUGGACUGCCACAAAGUCAGAGAACAAGUUUAG
Messenger RNA from Camelina sativa (false flax), 915 nucleotides. NCBI's taxonomy places the organism in Eukaryota, Viridiplantae, Streptophyta, Magnoliopsida, Brassicales, Brassicaceae. The record is from RefSeq and is a predicted model, not a curated record.